UUACAAGUUGCAACCUUUGCAGAAUGGCAGAAUCUAUCAAAGGGUUUCAAGAUUUGGCCAACGUCUCCUCUCUCCCUCUCCAACUCUCCAUAUCACUCCACAAUGUAUCGACGCUCGCCAAAUUCUCUCUAUCACUCCAUUCUCAGGCGACCUUUUGAGAAAUUAACAAAACCCAAUUCUCCGUUUCCGUCGAAAUACUUUUCCAAACUACCCGGCGUUUCAGAGCCGAAUCCAUUCUUGAAACCCUCGAGGACCAUCGGUUUUCUUCAUCCCGCGAGCUUGAACUCGUCGACCCACUUCAAGGUUUUCCACAAUCUGCGGCUAUACAGUGUCGAGACCGACAAAGAAGUCGACAAGAUCAACCUCAAGUUCGCAGAAGCUAGGGAGGAGAUAGAAUCGGCUAUGGAAUCUAAAGAAACUGUGUAUUUCGACGAGGAAGCUGAGUGUGCACGCGCCGCCGUUAAGGAAGUUCUGGGCUUGUACGAAGGGCUAUUGGCGAAGGUGAAUGAGAACGAGAAAGGGGUUAUACAGAGAUCCAUGGGGCUCAAGAUUGAGCAGUUAAAGGCUGAGCUUGAACAAUUGAAUGAAUGAUUUACUACGGUUUUUUUCGUUUCUUUGAGGUUUCAUUACAAUUUAGGAUUAUUAUUAUGUAUUUUUAUUUAAUUCAGAAUUGGCCCAAAAAACAAUGAUUUUAGCAAUGAUCAUUCAUGUUCAUUGCCUUUGAGUUUACACUAAUGUAAUAAUCUCUUUCAGGGGUCCCCUAUCAAUUUUAAAAUUUGCAAUUUUAUAAAAGGGGCCACUCUUUUUCUUUUUA
Molecule: messenger RNA, 814 nt
Organism: Ipomoea triloba (trilobed morning glory)
Lineage: Eukaryota; Viridiplantae; Streptophyta; Magnoliopsida; Solanales; Convolvulaceae
Exons: 1
Coding region: 103-591 (162 amino acids)
Source: RefSeq, a predicted model, not a curated record